Messenger RNA from Monosiga brevicollis MX1, 900 nucleotides. RefSeq lists its product as uncharacterized. The transcript has a single exon. Lineage: Eukaryota; Choanoflagellata; Craspedida; Salpingoecidae. The record is from RefSeq and is a predicted model, not a curated record. Bases 217 to 900 code for a protein of 227 amino acids.
GUGAAUGUUGGGUCUUUCAACGGGAGCGACAACGGGAAAGAGCAGCAGCAGUCACAGCGACUUUAUUUUCCCCCCGCACGUUGGUCAAGCAAGCUGCCGCCGCAGCGCUCCUUUGGCGGUGUAUCGCUAGCUCUUCUGCUUGGCAUUGCCAUCUUCUUCUUAUACUGCGCAACGCUCAUUGGCGGCCCCCUUUGGAAGCCCUCAAACUCGAGCAAGAUGUCUCAGCUCGCGGACAGUGCCGAUGCUCCAGCCACAGACGGCACCCUUGUGUUUGAUGCCGUGAGCCUUGAGCCCGGCUAUCAGUUCACCGUCCAACAGAAUGGCGAGAACCUCACCAUGCGAGCCUUGGCCGAAGCGCUUCGCAACCAACCGGCCGCGGCCCGCAGCUUCCAUGCACAGCUGGCUCACUACGCUCAGGCUGUGGGCGGGCCCAUUUUUUGGGAGAGCCGGCCUUGCACGGAUCCCGAAAGCAUCUAUGAGGCCGUCCUGUUGCCAGCCCCUGGCCUGACGGGCUGGGACCACCCGGAUCUACAUAGCUUUGACGCCCACUUUCGUGCAGCCAUCGCUCAACGCGAAUCAAAGCUCGCCACGAGAUUUCCCAAUCUCGAUGGGGCAUCCACCUUGGUCACCCCCAUUAUCCCCGACAAUUUUGUUGGAUCCCUCACUGACUAUUGCCAUUUGUCCAACUUCCUGCUCAGCCCAGCCAUCACUCCUGAACAAUACGAAGCCCUCUGGCACGAAGUCGGUACGGCCAUUCUUCAGUGGCCCAUGGACGAUAAUCAACCCCUCUACCUCUCCACCUCGGGUCUCGGCAUUGCCUACCUGCACGUGCGCUUGGACCCCGUGCCCAAGUAUUACACCUUUGAGCCCUACACUCGUCGGCCCAGCCGCAUCUAUUGA